AUGGCCAUUCCGCUAGCCUACCAGACAAAUCUCCCGGCGAUGCCAGAAUGGCUCAACAACGGCGAUAACGGGUGGCAGCUCGCGGCGGCGACGCUGGUGGGGCUGGUGGUGCUCUACGGGAGCAUCGUCAAGAAAAAGUGGGCUGUAAAUUCAGCCUUCAUGGCCCUAGACGCCUUCGCCGCCACCCUCAUCAUCUGGGAGCUCGUCGGCUUCCGCAUGGCCUUCGGCGAGCGACUCCUCCCUUUCUGGGGCAAGGCCGGCCCCGCCCUCGGCCAGGACUACCUCCUCCACCGCGCCAAACUGGCGGCGACUACCCACUUCUUCCGCAAUGGCACGAUGGAGAACGAGAUGAUCGAGCCGUUCUACAGCAUGACCUCCCUCGUCUACUUCGAGUUCAUGUUCGCGGCGAUCACGCUCAUCUUCCUCGCCGGCUCGGUUCUCGGUCACAUGAACAUCAAGGCUUGGAUGGCCUUCGUGCCCCUGUGGCUGCUCUUCUCCCACACCGUCGGUGCUUUCACGCUCUGGGGAGGAGGAUUCCUCUACCACUGGGGAGUCAUCGACUACUCCGGCGGCUACGUCAUCCAUCUUUCUUCUGGGGUCGCCGGAUUCACGGCCGCCUACUGGGCCAACUCAAUUGGGCAGCCAUUGGGCCUGAAUGAGGGCUAA
This is a messenger RNA of Musa acuminata subsp. malaccensis (wild Malaysian banana), 666 nucleotides long. The record is from RefSeq and is a predicted model, not a curated record. NCBI's taxonomy places the organism in Eukaryota, Viridiplantae, Streptophyta, Magnoliopsida, Zingiberales, Musaceae.